UCCUCCUCUCCCGACAUGGCGGCCCCAGCAGAGCUCAGCGGCCUGAGCGAUGAGGCAGCCUACGGCGCCUGCUCGGAGCCGGAUGCCAGCACCAAGGAUUUUUUGUUGCAGCAGACAAUGUUAAGAGUAAAGGAUCCUAAGAAGUCACUGGAUUUUUAUACAAGGGUUCUUGGAAUGACACUGCUUCAAAAAUUUGACUUUCCUACUAUGAAGUUCUCGCUCUAUUUCCUGGCGUAUGAAGAUAAAAACAAUAUCCCAAAAGACAAAACUGAGAGAACAGCUUGGACCUUCUCUAGAAAAGCUACACUUGAACUGACACACAACUGGGGCACUGAAAAUGAUGAAAAUCAGUCUUAUCACAAUGGCAAUUCAGAUCCCCGAGGAUUUGGACACAUUGGAAUUGCUGUCCCUGAUGUCAAUAAAGCUUGUAAGAGGUUUGAAGAACUAGGAGUGAAAUUUGUGAAGAAACCAGAUGAUGGUAAAAUGAAAGGACUUGCAUUUGUUCAGGAUCCUGAUGGCUACUGGAUUGAAAUUUUGAAUCCUAACCACAUGGUGACUCUCACUUAGUUCUAAUGAAGUAUAUUAUAUAGGAGAUGCACACUUUCAGUCCCCUGGAGAAAAUCUGUAACAGUGUUUGUGAAGGUCUUGCUUAAUGGAGAGCAAUCAGUUGUGUUCAGACUCUCCUCUAAAACUAUCCCCUGGGACCUCAAUGUACGUGAAUUCCUUUUUGCUGUCCUGUAAUGCCACUGCAAUUUGCUCCCAAUUAGGAAUACUCAACCGUCUUUUGGAAAAGCACUUACAUGGAUUCUCCUCUUGAACAUCGAUUAUGUUAAUAUUUCAAUAAACACUCUCAAAAG
Nipponia nippon (crested ibis) is the source of this 857-nucleotide messenger RNA. RefSeq names its product glyoxalase I (gene GLO1). Lineage: Eukaryota; Metazoa; Chordata; Aves; Pelecaniformes; Threskiornithidae. Gene Ontology annotation, molecular function: metal ion binding; lactoylglutathione lyase activity. The record is from RefSeq and is a predicted model, not a curated record.